Lathyrus oleraceus (garden pea) is the source of this 528-nucleotide messenger RNA. RefSeq names its product putative cysteine proteinase inhibitor 7. The transcript has a single exon. The coding region runs from base 51 to 398 and encodes 115 amino acids. NCBI's taxonomy places the organism in Eukaryota, Viridiplantae, Streptophyta, Magnoliopsida, Fabales, Fabaceae. Gene Ontology annotation, molecular function: cysteine-type endopeptidase inhibitor activity. The record is from RefSeq and is a predicted model, not a curated record.
ACACAAUUCGUGAAGUUUAAGAAAAUCAUAGUUAAAAUACAAACAACAUAAUGAAACUUCAAUAUGUUAUUCUUAUUAGUCUCGUUGUCGUUUUGGUUUCUGCAACCAUGAAUCAAGCUAUAAGUUCCAAUGGUGUGACUCCUAUCGAUGUCAAUGAUCCACAUGCCAUUGAUAUUGCCAAAUUUGCUGUUAAUGAGUACAACAAAGAAAGUAAAACGACCAAACUAAGUUUUGAGAAAAUCUUAAAUGGUGUACCUAAGACGACGUCUACCGGGACUAUUUACCGUUUUACCCUUUCUGCCAGUGAUGGUUCAACUUCUAACGAAUAUGGAGCUAUUGUGUUGGAGAAUCAACAGCACUCUUUGAAACUCAUACAUUUUGCACCUAUUCAUGCCUAAGUUGUUAAAUAUUUCUUAUUAGAAUUUUUAUUUCAUCUUCGUGUUUGAAAUUAUUGUACCAAUAAAGUUUAUGUUUUGUGUUUCAAUAAUGGAUUGUUGAUCUAAAUAAAUUUUAAGAUCAUUAACCUUU